AGUUGUUCAUGCUUCCCAGCUUUAUAGUCAAAGCUAAGAAUUCUCAGAAUUGUAGGCUUAUCUGAAAAUGGAGAUGACCCUCCACAUGUGAGUUCACGUGAAGACACGUGUAGACUUUGCACAAACUGUCCACUUGGCACGUAAAGAUUCAUUGACCACUUUCCCCCCUUACAGUGUUAUUUCCACUCACUUCCUCUGUAUAUAAAGGAAACCACUAACCAGCAAUCUUCAAACCCAAUCACCACAAAACAAACUCCAUUCUUUUGUUUCUUGAUUCAGCACCUUCUCAUAAUGGCUGCUCUCACCUCAAGUCUAAGCCAUAACCCACAAUACACCAGAAAAGACUACAAACACCAUAGUCCUUCUGUGGUUGAGGAAAUUGAAGGCCUUAUCAAAGUACACAAUGAUGGACAUGUGGAAAGACCUCAAAUUGUUCCAUGUGUCACUUCUGCUUUAACCCCAGAGCUGAAUGUGAAUUCAAGAGACAUGGUCAUUGACAAUGUUACAAACACUUGGGCACGUUUCUAUGUUCCAAUUAGCCAAAAGAAGCUACCUUUAAUGGUUUAUUUUCAUGGGGGUGGCUUCUGUGUUGGCUCUGCAGCUUGGAGUUGCUACCAUGAUUUCCUUGCUAGGCUAGCUGCUAAAGUGGGGUGUUUGAUUAUGUCAGUGAAUUAUAGAUUGGCCCCAGAGAACCCUCUCCCAGCUCCUUAUGAUGAUGGGUUAAAGGCUCUAAUGUGGGUGAAACAACAGGUGCUACAUCAAUACAAGGGUAGUGAAUGGUGGACAGCAAAAUGCAACUUUUCUAGUGUCUACUUGGCAGGGGACAGUGCUGGUGCUAACAUAGCUUACUAUGUUGCCACAAGGCUAGCUGCAUGUGAAGGUGCUGCUUUAAGGCCUUUGAAUUUAAAGGGUCUCAUUUUGAUACAACCUUUUUUUGGUGGUGAAGUCAGAACAGUCUCAGAGAAAUGCAUGGCACAAUCACCAGGCUCUGCUUUGAACUUGGCAGCUUCUGAUACUUACUGGCGCUUGGCACUACCAUCUGGUGCUGGUCGUGAUCAUCCAUGGUGCAAUCCAUUGGUUAGAGGGUCCCUGAAAUUGGAGGAAUUGAAGCUCUUUCCAACCUUGGUGUGUGUCUCAGAGAUGGACAUAUUGAAGGAUAGGAACUUGAAGCUGUGUGAUGCUCUAGUAAAAGCUGGUAAAAGAGUUGAGUGUGUGGUUUUCAAAGGUGUUGGACAUGCAUUUCAGAUUCUAAGCAAAUCUCAGGUGUCAAAGAUCAGAGCCCAUGAAAUGAUGGCUCGUGUGAAGUCCUUCAUGUGUCUCUGAUUCUGUUUUAUUACUUAGAUUGCUUAAUGCUUAAUCUCUCUGUGUAUUUGUGUAUAUGUAUAUAUUAACAACAUGUUUGGAUCAAUUUCUCUUUUCUUGUAAAUCAA
Molecule: messenger RNA, 1430 nt
Organism: Lotus japonicus
Lineage: Eukaryota; Viridiplantae; Streptophyta; Magnoliopsida; Fabales; Fabaceae
Product: probable carboxylesterase 17
Exons: 2
Coding region: 292-1323 (343 amino acids)
Molecular function (GO): hydrolase activity
Source: RefSeq, a predicted model, not a curated record